AUGGAAGCAACUUGGUGUAGUCUCGUCACUAAGCUGGAGGAUAUGCUAGAAAUACUCAAGUCAUGCGAACACCCAGGGCAGAUAACACGUUCGCGCCUUGAACACUCUAUCGCGACUAUCAUCGAUACCUCUUUACAGCUUCGAGCUCAGUAUCCAAAGCUUUCACAGCCAAUUGAGCCGCAUGAAUCUACUUCUGCCGCCAGUCCUCAGCUCGACCCUCCAAACGACCGGAGCGUGCAGGACCGACUUCUCACUGCAGCAUCGUCUGGCGAUAGUCAGUUACCAGGGACUCAAAGCAGGAAGCCUACACCGUGCAAACCGGUAGAACGGCAAGUUAUAGCCAGUGCGAAACGCAAGCAAGACAAGGAUUCGGACAUCAGGGUGGCAAAUAGCGUACUGCAUUUGAGUAAACGAGCUUGUAGGAGCGACAAGACAAAGGACCUCGGUGACUCUCAUAUACCAGAGUUGCGCAAACUGCAAGACAAAUACAGCAAAUACGACAAGCUUUGCAGAAUGUCGGUGUUUGAGAAACUCGAUGAUAGCCUCAGCUCAAGGAUGUUAUGCCGGAUAGCGGCCAUGCAGGGUGGACCCGCGAUACGGCAGUUCUGCACUCUGGUACAUCAUUCACGAAGCCGCGAGACAAACACUGGCUUGUUGCAGGUCCAAGGCGAAGGAAUUGAGCGUGCGCUUUGCCUGGCACGAAGCUUGCAAGUCAUCGUCGGAAGAGCGGAUUUCGACAACUAUCUGACGAGGAUAGCGCAGCUGCAAAUGGCCAUGGCCAUUGACGGAACCGACGGAUCCAAGACUGGACGUAUCCGUGCUGCCAAGGAAACGAUAACGGACUCUAUGGACAGGUUGGGUUGGCCGCACGAGGCCCGACCAAAAUUCCACUGGCAUCUAAAGAGAGGGCGCCAAUGGAAUCGGCUAUGCGGCAGCCGUCGUGCAUUGAUCGUAUUCAUUCCAUUUCGCGCUCAGGAGCCAUACAACGUUAACGCCAGCGAUUAUCUAGCCAUGAAGGGCGACGAAUUAGAUCGUUUCCACCAACUGGUAGACACUCCCUUCGAAGCAGCCAUCUGUAGAGCCGCUGAGUGGUUCCAGGACUCGCUGAUAGGGAGCUCGGACGACGUUGAAUUCUGUUGGGAAAAGCAACAUCCCAAUCUCAGGAACGGGAGUGAAUUCAUCCGCGAGACCGAGCUUACGACGUUGCUGCAGCCUUUCCCCUUCAACCAAGAAAACCUUUUCGAUCCAGCCGCAUAUCCAAGUUGGCCAAAGCCACCUAAGUGGCCAAGUCAUGUGCCCUGGCCAUCACAUCCACUUGCCGUCCAAAGCUCAGAACGCCAAUGCCACCUCUGCGAUAAGACCAAGUGCGACUGCGCUUCUCGGAUAGUCGUCAGACACAACUUACGUAUUAAAAGUUACGCGCAGCAAGGCUUAGGCGUGCAGGCCACCGCAUCAUACGAAGGCGAACUAUCCUUCCGGAAAGGGGAUGUGAUAGGACAGCUGAGUGGCAAGCUCGUUCCGCCUGGAACGUACAGCGUCUCCUGGACUCUUGACGUCGCGCGGCCUGAUAUCUCAGGUGAGCCCACUGUGUGCCAGAUCUACGCUGGUGAGUCAUCGAACUGCCUUCGCUUGGUCAAUCAUUCCUGUCGAGCGUCUGCUCGGCUACGAUUAAUGAAAGUAUCUGGGUUUUGGAACUAUGUCAUUGAGGCAAGUCGCGACAUGCGACAUGGAGAGCAAGUCACUGUGAAUUUUGGCAAGAGAUUCUUACGGGAACAGGGCAUUAAAUGUUGCUGUGAAGCAUGUAAUUAG
Molecule: messenger RNA, 1809 nt
Organism: Ascochyta rabiei
Lineage: Eukaryota; Fungi; Ascomycota; Dothideomycetes; Pleosporales; Didymellaceae
Exons: 2
Coding region: 1-1809 (602 amino acids)
Molecular function (GO): protein binding
Source: RefSeq, a predicted model, not a curated record